Symbiodinium necroappetens is the source of this 695-nucleotide messenger RNA. The record is from the annotation of a GenBank genome assembly. Lineage: Eukaryota; Dinophyceae; Suessiales; Symbiodiniaceae.
AUGGAUGCGAUCAGGCUGAUGUUCCGUGUGAAUAUCUUGUGGGCCGUGGCAAAGCUGAUGACGGAAGGCAAAGCACUGGCUGAUGCUCUCGCAGCCGCCGCCAGCGACCUGAUGGCGGGCAUGCGCAGAUUGGCCCAGAUGAGCCCAGUCGACUUGUCGAAUCUGUCAUGGGCUUCUGUGCGGCUCGACUUAGAAGCAGUCGAACAGGCCCUGCCGGAGCAGGACUUCUUCAAGACCGCGUCUCCAUCCAAGUCGCCCCGUCUCGCGCACUGCGCCCGCAGCCAUCGGCUGAGGGCGGGCUUUGCAUGUGCCGCUUUCUCAGCCGCGGCGAGCUGCGUGUCCGGGAUCGUGGCCUUCAGUACCUGGGAACCGGCCAUCAUCUUUCAGCAGCGGCACCGCGAUCAGAAGCAGUCGCCCUUCGCAGUUGUGCUCGAUGCAGGGAGCACCGGCAGCCGCGUGCACAUCUACUGUUUCGCAGGAGGCGACGAUUGUGCUGUCGGAAGCGAAGUUGUGAGGAAGACACGGCCCGGUCUCAACAGCUGCUCGGAGCCAACAUGCUUGUCGUCACUCCUGCAGCCACUGCUGUCGGAAGUGACUUCGCGAGUGCCUCAGCAUUUUCUCUCCACGACCCCGUUGGCAGUCCGGGCAACGGCAGGUUUCCGGCUUUUGGAUCCUGUCCAAGUCGACUUCCUCCU